GCGCUGCCCGCUCGCUCUGAGUCUGCUGAGGAGAGUUCACACAAACAGUGAUUGAUAACUUCAGUGAAACUCCUCCUACAUCAAUCCACCAAUAAAUACCAGAAACCAACAAGAAGAAGAAUCACUUCAGGUGUAAGAACUGAAAUCUUCACACUGUUGUUGGAGUUACUGGAAGAGAAGCUUGAGAACACGAGAGAUCCACAACUACACAGAACACAAACUGAGGGACUGAAGAACACAGAGAUAUGAUGGAAGUGAAUAAGGACAGUCAAGAUGAAGUAAAAGAUGCCGAUGAGAAACAUCAACAUCUGGAAGGAGCUCUGAGAACAGGAGACAAAAAGCGUGAAAAGCAGGAAAUGAGAACUCACACCGGAGAGAAACCUCACACAUGUCUACAGUGUGGAAAGGAUUUUACAAAAACAAGUCACCUUAAGACACACAUGAGAAUUCACACUGGAGAGAAACCUCACGCAUGUCUACAGUGUGGAAAGACUUUUACAACCACUAGUUACCUUAAGAUUCACAUGCGAAUUCACACCGGAGAGAAACCUCACGCAUGUCUACAGUGUGGAAAGACUUUUACAACCACUAGUUACCUUAAGAUUCAUACACGAAUUCACACCGGAGAGAAACCUCAUGAAUGUCUACAGUGUGGAAAGAGUUUUACAAAUUCAGGUUACCUUAAGAUUCACAUGAGAACUCACACCGGAGAGAAACCCUAUGCCUGCCUACAAUGUGGAAAGAGUUUUACAAACACAAGUUGCCUUAAGACACACAUGCGAAUUCACACUGGAGAGAAACCUCACGCAUGUCAACAGUGUGGAAAAAGUUUUACAAAAACAGGAAGCCUUAAGAUUCACAUGAGAAUUCACACUGGAGAAAAACCUCACACAUGCCUACAGUGUGGAAAGAGUUUUACAAAAACAGGAAGCCUUAAGAUUCACAUGAGAAUUCAUACCGGAGAGAAACCUCACGCAUGUCUACAGUGUGAAAAGAGUUUUACAAAUACAAGUUACCUUAAGAUUCACAUGAGAAUUCACGCUGGAGAGAAACCUCACACAUGUCUACAGUGUGGAAAGACUUUUACACAAACAGGAAACCUUAAGAUUCACAUGAGAAUUCACACUGGAGAGAAACCUCACGCAUGUCUACAGUGUGGAAAGACUUUUUCACAAACAGGAAGCCUUCAGUCACACAUGAGAAUUCACACUGGAGAGAAACCUCACGCAUGUCUACAGUGUGGAAAGGAUUUUACAAAUACAAGUCACCUUAAGACGCACAUGAGAAUACACACUGGAGAGAAACCUCACGCAUGUCUACAGUGUGGAAAGACUUUUACACGAACAGGAAGCCUUAAGGCGCACAUGAGAAUUCAUACCGGAGAGAAACCUCACACAUGUCUACAGUGUGGAAAGACUUUUACAAACACAAGUAGCCUUAAGAUUCACAUGAGAAUUCACACUGGAGAGAAACCUCACGCAUGUCUACAGUGUGGAAAGACUUUUACACGAACAGGAAGUCUUAGGACACACAUGAAAAGUCACACUGGAGAGAAACCUUACGCAUGCCUACAGUGCAGAAAGUCUUUUACAAACACAAGUCACCUUAAGAUUCACAUGAGAAUUCACACUGGAGAAAAACCUCACGCAUGUCUACAGUGUGGAAAGUCUUUUACAAACACAAGUGACCUUAACAUUCACAUGAGAAUUCACACUGGAGAAAAACCUCACGCAUGCCUACAAUGUGGAAAGUCUUUCACACAAACAGGAAUCCUGAAGAGACACAUUAGAACUCACACCGCAAAGAACAAACCCUGCAUAGCUACAGUGUGGAAAGAGUUUUACGAGUAAAAGUCACCAUAAGGGACACAUGAGAAUUCACACUGGAGAGAAACCAGAUAUAUGCCAACAGUGUGGAAAGACUUUAAUGUGUAAAGGUAACCUAAACAGAUGACAUGAGAAUUCAUUGUAUGUCA
Triplophysa dalaica is the source of this 1975-nucleotide messenger RNA. Its product is annotated as gastrula zinc finger protein XlCGF57.1-like. The coding region runs from base 246 to 1850 and encodes 534 amino acids. The transcript is spliced from 3 exons. Lineage: Eukaryota; Metazoa; Chordata; Actinopteri; Cypriniformes; Nemacheilidae. The record is from RefSeq and is a predicted model, not a curated record.